Messenger RNA from Phascolarctos cinereus (koala), 8751 nucleotides. It is a transcript of the gene WDR81, whose product is annotated as WD repeat domain 81. The record is from RefSeq and is a predicted model, not a curated record. Lineage: Eukaryota; Metazoa; Chordata; Mammalia; Diprotodontia; Phascolarctidae. Gene Ontology annotation, biological process: aggrephagy. Gene Ontology annotation, molecular function: protein binding; phosphatidylinositol 3-kinase regulator activity. Gene Ontology annotation, cellular component: mitochondrion.
GAGCCCAGCCACGGCAGUACUUCUUUCCUGUUCUUCCACGAGCCGGGCAGGCACCUCUCCUAGUUGAUCUCCCUCCGACCCUCUUCUCCAGCCAAUAAGAACUAAUCCCACCCAUAAUGGGGCUAUUGCUAGGGCAGCUGCUCUACUCUCUGACUGGCCAAUACAUGAUCUACAUGGAGUCUGGGGGGCGGGAGUGUGACAGCUAUUCCCUAACUUUCCCAAUCUGGGGUGUUUUGUUUCUUUUCGUUUGGGGGUGGGCUGGGGGAGAAUGUCCGGAAGACAGUCUCUUAAGGGGAUGGAACAAGAAGACUUUUCAGGUGUGAGACUCUGAGAUUUCGGGUCAGUGGGAAUUUAUGUCCCGGAAGCAGCAAGCUUCUCCGAGAUAAUACCAUAUACUUCAAGAAUAAGGAAUGGGGCUUGGAUUGGGGUGAGGGUGGGGGGUAGAGGUGGGUACAAUCUGGGCCACCCCCUGCAGUAUAAGAUAACACCACUAGAGGGCAGUAUACCCAAAGAUUUGGAUAGGGUGGGAGGCCAGGUGCCCAGCCCAGGCCACAUGAGUUUGUGCAAAGUUUCCUAAAUUGUGAACAUAAUCGGUGCAGGACAGGCUCUCAGUUACAAUCCCUGCAAAGGGGACGCUGUUUGUUGAAGUGAAUAGCAUGACUUCCUGCCCCUAACUGACUGUCACUUUGGCAAGGGGCUGGCCUUUCUUCCAAGAAUUGGAGGAGGUUGAAGUCAGAUGUUGCGCUGGCCACGUUGAAGCCCUCCUUGUGGGCACCUCCUUUGGAGACAUUCCUUCAUCGAAUGCAAAAGUGUGUCUUCAGCAUAUGCCCUUUACCAAAUGACCGAGAGUGCCUUCUGUGAUUCUGAACUUUGAACCCAGAGCCGUUUUAGCUGACCAUGCAAUGUCCUGGCGUUUCCUGGCAAUGUCAUUUCUCCGCUGACCGGUGCAGCUCUAACACUUCCCGCCCCGUCUCUGUUGAAGCAUGCUCAUUUCACAUGUGGAGAAACCGAGGCAGGUCAAUGCCCAGUGAUUGCCUUUCUUCCUCUGGAUCCCGCAGUUAGAGAGGGGUCAGAGGUUCUGACCCCCCCCAGAAGGGAGGGGAGGCAAAUGGCUGGGGCUACGUGCUUCUUGCUUCCUUCUCAAGGACCCCCCACCCACACCCCAAGCUGAGGCAGCCCCAGAGCAGUGAAGGCCUUCUCCUCCGACCGGAUCGGGAGGGGAAGGGUCUGCAGGCAGGGGCAUUGGAAGCUGGGUCACCUUCAGUUCUCGACUUCGAGGCGGAGAAGCCUGACUCUGGUGGGGGGUUCCUUCCCACUGUGCUUCCUACACAUGCCCAUCCGACCCACAAUCUGCAGCAGCUGCGGGGCGAAGGGAAUGGACCCGGGGGGCCUGGGUACUAGACCCGACGUGGCUGGAUUCGUAAGGGGCUUAGUGACCCUAAGGGGGUGGUGACCGGCCCUGGAAGUCAGGGAGGGGACGACAGGCCAAGACUCUCCGGCCGGCAGCCUGAGGGAGGAAGCCGAGCGGAGGCAGGGUUUGGGGUCGUCGUCUGAGGGGCUCGCUUUCCAUCAGGAAGAGAACUCGGGAUGGACUGGACAGACCAGGCGCGCGGGCGGGGUGAGGGAGGCCCCGCCCCUUAGAGCGAGGGCGCGAGGACGGACGCCCUGCCCCCUCCCUUCUUGCGGAGCCUAGCCCCACCCCCGGCCCAACUUUGCCCCGCCCUGCCCGGAGCCGGGCCACGUGCGCUUGUUUCCUAGGCCGGGGCGCUCACGUGACCCGAGUCAGCUGACCCGUCAUGGCUGGUACCCGCGCUUAAUGGGUUCUGCCGCCCCAAGCGUCCAGCUGAGUGGUCCCUGAGCCACGGAUCGUGUUGUCUUCUUCUUCUGACAUGGAGGGGCUGCUUCAGAGUGUGGAGAGGGACCUGAGCAUUGACUCCCGACAGCUGGCAUUGGCUUCUGCAGGUACCUAUGUGGUAGCCCUGGUGCCCGUGCGGUGGCUGGCAAGUCUCCGGGAAAGGAAGCUGCCUCCUGGGCCCUGUCCCCGAACUGAGGGGUUGAGUGAAGCUGAAACAAGAACCCUCCUUCAGCGCUCAGUACAGAGACUGCCUGCUGGCUGGGCGCGUGUGGAAAUACAUGGGCUGCGGAAGCGGAAGCUGACCUAUCCCCUGGCUCUGGGCUCCAGCCUACUGUCCGAAGAGCACUCUGGGGUCCCUGAGACCUUGACCAGAUUUAUGCGGGAUACUGCUGCCCAGAACUAUCGCAACCUGUGGCAUGGUGCCUACCGUGCCCAUGGGCGGCCAUACGACCAUGGCACUGCUCCACCCGACGGUUCUGCCCUCAGUGCUGUGAAGCAGGCCUUGCAGAAAGUUUAUGGCUGCCCAUUCCUUCCAGUGGGCAAGGGCGCCCAGUGCCCAUCUCCUGCGAGGGAGGGCCCUUCAGCUCCUAGGGCUGCGACAGUCUGCCCCAGUCUCUUACGGGCUGAAGCGCUGUUAGAAUCCCCAGACUUGUUGUAUGUUGUAUACCCGCAUGUGCAGUACUGUCUUCAUGAUGUGGUCACUUUCAGUCCAGCCAAGCUCAGUAACAGCCAUGCCAAAGUGCUCUUCAUCCUUUUCCGUGUGCUACAGGCUAUGGAUGCCUGUCAUCGACAAGGCCUGGCUUGUGGGGCCCUCUCCCUGUGCCAUGUUGCCGUGGAUGAGAAGCUGUGCAGCCAGCUCCGGCCGGACUUGAGUGCUUAUGAAGCCCCUGAGGAAGAGGAGGAAAAGAAGCCUGUGAAGAACAUAAUGGAGGCUAAGCCUCUAAGUGUCCCUGAGCCCAGGAAGGGAGAAGGGCCCAGGGACCCUAUUGGCCAGGAAGGGCUGAGGAGGCUGGUAUUAGACUGGGUCCAUGGCCGAGUCAGUAACUUCCACUAUCUCAUGCAGCUGAAUUGGCUGGCGGGGCGCCGAUGGGGAGACCCCAACUACCACCCUGUGCUGCCCUGGGUGGUCGACUUUACCACCCAGAAUGGACGCUUCCGGGAUCUGCGAAAGUCCAAAUUCCGGCUCAACAAAGGGGACAAACAGCUGGAUUUCACGUAUGAGAUGACCCGGCAGGCGUUCGUGGCUAGUGGUGGUGGUAGUGGUGGAGAACCACCCCAUGUGCCACACCACAUCUCAGAUGUGCUGUCUGACAUCACCUAUUACGUGUACACAGCACGGCGUACUCCCCGGGCCGUGCUCUGUGGCCACGUGAGGGCCCAGUGGGAACCCCACGAGUACCCGGCCAGCAUGGAACGCAUGCAGAGCUGGACACCUGAUGAAUGCAUCCCUGAAUUCUAUACUGAUCCCACCAUCUUCCGCUCCAUCCACCCGGAUAUGCCAGAUCUGGAUGUGCCAGCCUGGUGUAGCUCAGGCGAGGAGUUUGUGGAGGCCCAUCGGGCGUUGCUGGAAAGCCGAGAAGUGUCCCAGGACCUUCAUCACUGGAUUGACCUCACCUUUGGCUACAAGUUGCAAGGCAAGGAGGCAGUGAAGGAGAAGAAUGUGUGCUUGCACCUUGUGGAUAGCCACACCCAUCUGACCAGUUAUGGUGUGGUACAGCUCUUUGACCAGCCCCAUCCCCAGCGCCUGGUAGGACCCCCAGCCCUGGCCCCUGAGCCACCGGUCAUCCCCAGGCCUCUCAUCCAGAUAGUCCGAGAGACUGCUGGUCGAGAAGACAUCCCAGGGCAGCUGGCUGAUGGGACUGAUGGUUUGGUCUUGGAGGCUACACCCUGCGAGGCUGCCUGGGAUGGGGACAGACCUCUUGGGGGUGAUGAUGACUUGGAACAGGGGACAGAGGCCUUGGAUUCCAUCUCUCUAGCUGGCAAAACUGCUGAUCAGCCUUGCCCUUCUUCCUUGCAGGCCUCUGGCCACCCUUUCUCAUCAGCCUCAACGGCACGACUGGGCCGAAGAAACAAGGCUGGUGGAGUAGACGUUGGGGAAGGGGACGACGGGAGAAUCAUCCUUCCUGAGGGCUUUGAUCCCCUGCAAGCCCUGGAGGAGCUGGAGAAGUUUGGCAACUUUCUGGCCAGAGGCCUUCGUGGCAGAAUGGAGGCACCAGAUGGUCCCCUGGCCACACUGGCCCUGAAGCUUGCUGAUUUCUUCCAGAGGGACAUGCAGGCCCUGGGGGUCCUCGUGGCUGAGAUUGUGUUUGCAGCUAGGGUACGGAUGCUGCGGCCUGAGGCGCCCUUAAGGGAACGCUUCCUGACUGUCCGUGGGCUCUGUUCCCGCUACCCCAAGGAGAUCCCCAUCCCCUUGCAGCCUGUUUUGGAGACCCUGCUGCAGCUGAGUGAGCCUUUGGAGCCCCCGAUGACUGGGAGGCUCUUUGCGUAUAAGCCCAUCUCCUGGGGCCUGCCCCCACCCAGUCCCGCUCAGCUCCUUAGCCCGUAUAGCUCAGUCGUAACCUUUCCUUCCUACUUCCCGUCACUUUACAAGUUUAUUCUCCUGUACCAGACAAGGAGAGUAGAGGACGAGGCCCAGGGGCGCGAGCUGGUGUUUCGGCUGUGGCAGCAGGCGGAGGGGACCCUGCGGGAGAUCACUCCUGAAGGCCUGGAAAUCCUCCUUCCCUUUGUGCUGUCCUUGAUGUCAGAGGCCCACACAGCUGUGUACGCGGCCUGGUACCUGUUUGAGCCCAUUGCCAGGGCCCUGGGCCCCAAGAAUGCCAACAAAUACUUGCUGAAGCCCCUGGUCAGGGCCUACGAGAACCCCUGCCAGCUGCAUGGCCGUUUCUAUCUGUACACUGACUGCUUUGUGGCCCAGCUGAUGGUCCGCCUCGGGCUACAGGCCUUCCUUUCCCACUUGCUGCCACACGUACUUCAGGUCCUAGCUGGGGUGGAGACGUCUCAGGAGGAGACCAAGUGCUUGGGGGGGACCACAGAAGAUGAGGAGAUUGGGGAAGGGGACGAGAGUCCGGGCCCCUGUACUUUUGGUGAGGCCAUCCAAAUGGAAGGGGACUCGGGCUCAUCGGGACUGGGACUCCUAGACUACACGUCAGGCGUCAGCUUCCACGACCAGGCCGACUUGGCUGAAAGCGAGGACUUCCAGGCGGGGCUGUACGUGGCAGGGUCUCCCCAGCCUCCGGAGCCUGAGGCUCUCAGCCUGGGCCAGCUUAGCGAAAAGAGCAGCCCCAGCGAGGCGUCCCUGGGGGAAGAUCGGCCUGGGGAUGAGUCAGAGCUCCCACAGGCCAAGAGCAAUCAGGACCUGAAGCAGAGUGAGGGGUCAGAAGAGGAGGAGGAGGAGGAGGCAGAGGAAACAGCGGAGGACGAAGAGGAAGUCACUGGUCAAGGCGGGGGAGUCGGAGAGGGGGAGGAAGAUGAACAGGACAGUAGCCCGGUAGUGCCUGAGCUCCCCCUCUCAGAGACGGAUGUCACUGUGGACACUGGUUUACCAAACGAUGACGGAAAUGGGGAGGAGGAGGACAUCGCUGAUGAGUCUGAGGACAAAGAGCAGAAGAUUCUCCUGGAUACUGCAUGCAAGAUGGUCCGCUGGCUUUCAGCCAAGCUCGGCCCCACUGUCACGUCCCGCUAUGUGGCCCGGAAUCUUCUUCGCUUGCUGACCUCCUGCUAUGUUGGUGCCGCACGGCAGCAGUUUAUGGGGAGCAGCAGCGACGCGAGCCCCUUGAACUCGGGCAGCAUCUACCAGAAGCGUGUGGUGCUGGGGGAUGUGGUGUCAGCUCCCGUGCUGGGCUGUCUCAUGCACGUGGCCUGCCUUUAUGGGGAGCCUGUCCUCACCUACCAGUAUCUGCCCUACGUCAGCUACCUGGUGGCUCCUGGAGCUGGGGGAGGUCCCAGCCGCCUGAAUAGCCGGAAGGAGGCGGGGCUGCUGGCGGCUGUGACCCUGACACAGAAGAUCAUCGUGUACCUCUGUGAUACCACACUCAUGGACAUCCUGCCCCGCAUCAGCCACGAGGUCCUUCUGCCUGUGCUCAGCUCCCUGACCUCCCUCGUCACAGGGUUCCCCGGGGGUGCCCAGGCCCGGACCGUCCUGUGUGUGAAGACCAUCAGCCUGAUCGCCCUGAUCUGCCUACGCAUCGGGCAGGAGAUGGUCCAGCAGCACCUCAGCGAGACGGUGGCCAACUUCUUCCAGGUGUUCUCCCUGGUGCAUGAGCUUCAGUGCCAGGCACUGAGGCCAGAGACUCCAAGCCCAAGUGAGGGCCGUGUGCUGGAGGUGCUCUUCUCAGACGGGCAGCGGCGGGCUGUCGACCUGGCCUUGCUGGAUGAGCUGCAGAAGGUGUUUGCUCUCGAGAUGGCCUACAUGACCUACGUGCCCUUCUCCUGCCUGCUGGGUGAUGUCAUCCAAAAGAUUGUCCCCAACCACGUGCUGGUGGGGCAGCUGGCAGGGCAGUAUCUGGAGAGUGCCAGCCCAGUGGGCCAGGACCCCAUGAACUUGACGCCCAUGCCCAGUGCCUCCGCAGAGCAGGAUCCUCAAGGCAGGGGGGUAAACCAUGAUGACAGCAACUCGGGCACUUUUGGGAGCGUCCUGGUUGGGAACCGGAUCCAGAUUCCUGUAGACCCACAGCCUGAGGGUCCGGGUCCCCUAGGCCCCAGCUCAGGGGCGACUGGCUGUGUCGGGGGCCUCUUGCAGACGGGCGGGGAGGAGGAUUCUCUGAAGCGGGAUCUGCCUCGAUGUGCCCACGGACUGAGUGGAAACUGGUUGGCCUACUGGCAGUAUGAGAUUGGAGUCAGCCAGCACGAUGCCCACUUCCACUUCCACCAAAUCAGGCUGCAGAGCUUUCUGGGCCACUCAGGGGCUGUGAAGUGUGUGGCCCCCCUGGGCGGUGAGGACUUCUUCCUGAGCGGGAGCAAAGACAGGACAGUCCGGCUCUGGCCGCUCUACAACUGUGGUGAUGGCACCAGUGAGACGGCGCCACGCCUCAUCUACACCCACCAUCGCAAGAGCAUCUUCCACGUCAGCCAGUUGGAGGCAUCCCAGCAGGUCGUGAGCUGUGAUGGCACCGUCCACGUCUGGGACCCGUUCACAGGGAAGACAGUGCGGACGGUGGAGGCUUGGGACAGUCGGGUGCCCUGGACUGCUGUGGCUGUCAUGCCUGCCCCACACACCAGCAUCACCCUGGCCAGCGCGGAUUCCACCCUGCGUUUUGUGGACUGUCGGAAGCCCGGACUGCAGCAUGAGUUCCGUCUUGGGAGUGGCUUGAAUACUGGCCUCGUGCGAUCGUUGGCCGUUAGCCCCAGUGGCCGAAGUGUUGUAGCGGGCUUCUCCUCGGGCUUCAUGGUACUUCUGGACACCAGGACUGGACUUAUCCUUCGAGGGUGGCCAGCUCACGAGGGCGACAUCCUGCAGAUCAAGGCUGUGGAAGGGAGCACCCUGAUCAGCUCAUCCUCGGACCACUCCCUGACCAUCUGGAAAGAGCUGGAACAGAAGCCCACCCAUCACUACAAGUCCCCCUCAGAUCCCAUUCACACCUUCGACCUCUAUGGCAGCGAGGUGGUGACAGGCACUGUGGCCAAUAAGAUUGGCAUCUGCUCCUUGACGGAGCCCCCCUCCCAGGUCACCACCAAACUCAGCUCGGAGAACUUCCGGGGGACACUCACUAGCCUGGCUGUGUUGCCCACCAAGCGUCACCUUUUACUGGGUUCAGACAAUGGGGCCAUCCGACUUCUGGCAUAGGGGAGGGACAGAGCAGACCCAGACUGAGGAAUGUGCUCAGGAUUGGCAGACGUGGGCCUAGAUUUCUCUCUCCCAGUUUGGUGACUUCGCCCAUCUGUUUCAACACUUACCCAGCAGGUAUGGUGUUUGGGCUUCCAGGGCACAUCCCAGUCAGGCUCAGGGCCCCAGAGCUCCGUACCACCUGUGCAACACCAAAGAGAGGAGGCCCAGGACCUCCUGAAGCUUUGCCCUGGGCCUCUUGGUGUAGGGGUGGUCACAUCUUGGACUUAAGCCCUCUGGGCCAGUUUUCUACUGGGAAUAGAGGAGACGUGGGAGCCCUGGAGAGGCCUUGACCUGUGCCUUGGGUGUCGGCUGGCUGAGGGUGUCACCUCCCUGGCCCCCUCUCCCACCACGAAGCUAAGGUUGGAGGACACAGAGGCCACUCUUUAGCUGGAUCUGCCUUGCCCUGAUGAGGUUGGUGCCUCUCUGGUCCUGAAGGAGAAAGGUGGUGAUGGCCUUAGCAGGUCACGACUGUCAAGUCCUCACCUCCUUCCCUCACCAUGAGAAGAUCCUGCCACUCUGUGUACCCCAGGACAAAAGGCAGAGCGGGGCCUGAGGGGUGAGGAUGGCAGUGUCUUCAGACAGAUGGGGGCUUGGGGGGGUUUGUGAUGGGCUUCAGCCCGUAGGUGUAGUCCUGUCUGGGGCAGGCUCAGGAUGACAAUUGUUUUGUCCCAGAGACUCCUUUCUGUCCUUGUCCUAUCUGGUUUAGGACCAAUAUGGGGGAAGAGAGAGGAAAUGAGGUAACAGGAGAGUGGAGUCAAGCUUGGCUCACCAGAUAGCCAGUGAUCCUUCCAUUCAACCCCCAUCCCCAAAGAGGAUAGAGGGGAAAUCCCUCCCCUCCCGUCUCACCCUAGCAUUUUGUGCCUUGAGCUGGGGUGGCAGCUUCUGGACCCUUGCCCCAGAGGGCCCUCGGCUGUCAGACUGGGGAGAAGGUUCCCUUGGGUCCUAGGAGUAUCUCAUGGGACAGCACUCCCAGAACCCGGGGUGGGGGGGCAGGGAUGCCUCUUGGUCCCAGCCUCCCAUUAUUUGCAAUAGAUGUAAAUAUGACAAUAAACACUUUGGAAGAGCCAUGAAA